Molecule: messenger RNA, 2847 nt
Organism: Cordyceps militaris CM01
Lineage: Eukaryota; Fungi; Ascomycota; Sordariomycetes; Hypocreales; Cordycipitaceae
Exons: 3
Coding region: 1-2847 (948 amino acids)
Source: RefSeq, a predicted model, not a curated record
AUGUCGCCUCUGUCGCCAGCUCGCCGGGCUGAGGCGUGGGAUAUCACAGAAGAUGAUUUCUGGCGUAAAAAUGCUGAACAACGCCAGCAACAAUUUUCCCACGUCUCCCAGCGCUGGAACCAUAACCGAUCAUCCGCCAUUUCCAGCCUUCAGUGUCUGGAAGCCGACGCCCGUGCGUUCAGAGUGACAGAAGAGAGGCUAAGCCGAGAGCUCAUGGCAAUCCGCAGCCAGGUGAAUCUCGUCAGUGAAAAGUACAAUCAGGAAGUCCAACGCUUGCACAGCAUAGAUGCUCAACAUCAAAUGGACAAGCAAGAGUUGGUAGGCAAGCAUGAGAAGGUUGAACGCAAAAUGAACCACUGGUUCAAGAAAGAAAGGAGCCAAGACGGCAUUCACGACCGACAAUGGGCAUUGCCAGAGCUCAUCGACAAGCGGCCCCCCGAGAGACAACUAAAGCUUCCGCCGCUAGCAAAUCUUCAUCUCCCCCGAGAGCCGCCCAAGCAGGACGACAGAAUCGUUGCAAUCAUUGACGCCGACGGAAAGAUAUUGGACAAGCUCCAGUACCUCGGACUGUCAAAUGAACGCACAACAACUAUUUCCGCCCGAGCCGUGCUCCAGCCCAUCAAACUCCGCAGUGCCAACCGAUUUCACGAAGACACCAGGCCAAGUAUCUAUAGUUUCGCAGACGGUAAAGGCACUGGCUGGAUAGCUUGUAUGAUACAAGCCACAGGUGUUAGCCAAAAGAAGAAGUGUCAGGGCUGCAGUCAAAAAGAAAGUCCCUUUGAGGGCUGCGUCGCCGUUGGUGGUCAUCUUUUCCCGAAAUGCGGCAACUGCGAAUGGAAUGGGACGAGCUGCCCAGGAUUGGAACCUUUGUCUCCGAGUAACAUGCUGGUCCGCGGAUCGGCUUCUCUGGCUCCAUUGCGCAUCAGAUCGCAGUCACUUACAUCCGGUCCGAGUUCGGAGUAUCCGGGCCAUACCCCCUCUUCUGAACUGGAAGCGUUGGCCGCGGCAGCCCAGGAGGCAUCUCUGAAAGCCUACACGUCACACUGCAACCCCCCCGGAAUACCAGUCUCUGGAUUCAAGGCUGUGAAUCAGGCUCCUAUGUACGAUACAGGCCGGCUAGGACCCGGUUCUGCUCUUCCUUUACCGACUUCUAGUACCGCCGGUUACCGAAGGUGCUCCAAGGCAUCGGCCUCGAGCUGCCCGACCUCGCGACAAAUGACGCCCCUUUCAUUCCGACCGAUUGAAUUUGCCCCGCCAAAAUCGGACGAAAUAACCAAGGAAAGCCUUGUACUAAGGCACAACGGCAGCUUCUACACGUUUCCUAAGUGUAUCGACGGAGUGCCCGUGGAAAAGAUCAGCCCGAGUCAUCCAUAUUGGGAGCCCAAGUGGCCUGACCUGCGAACUUUGGUAGAGCCUGUUCUGCGCUCAUGGGAGGAGAAGUAUCAGUCGGCUGAGGAAGCCACCAGACGGGGUGAAGCUGUUGGUAAUGUCAAGUACCAGUACGGCCGCCAAGUCAACCGUGGAAACAGGAUCCUCAAUUUUCUGGAGCAAGGGGCAAUAAGCCCUUACCAGCUCCUUAGCAAAUCCUUUAUGAGCGUGGGAAAGGGGAGCAUCACCUCGUACGAUACGCUGUUCCGCCUCUGCGAGACAGUGGAGGCUCUAGCCAAUUACAAGACUGACGUCGAGCCUGUGGAUUGGCUACGGCAGCGGCUACAUGAGCUGAUUCUGGCGCAGGGGACUGCUUUCAACUUUUCCAAGACGAUUCACGACUUUUAUAAUGAUCCGAAACUGGCUUCACUCCGGCAAAAAUCAGGCUUCAAGAGUAUUGGACGACCAUCUGGUAUCAAGAUGCCGCGGCGAAGAGCUGGAAGCGCGGAUGAGGCUAUGUCCUCGGCUCCACGGGCGCGUAAGCGCCGCAAGAGUCCUCACUCGUAUGGGACGGCCAGCCCGCCGGCGGAUCUGAUUAGUGAAGCUUCUAUAGCCGACGGUGAAGCCGACGAUGGCCCAGCGGGCAAGAAACAAAAGGCGGCGGCGAAAGUUUUGGACAGCCUAGAGACGGGCGAAGUAUCUGAUGCCGACUCGUGGAGCGGAGCACCAAUUGCCGGGUACGAUUUUCGAAUCUAUCAGAUCAAAACGCGGCUAUUUACUAGCUCGGAAAAGGUGACGCAGUACUGGGGCUGGGUGCCAGAGAACAACAUGUUUGAGCACCAGGUGCUGGAGGGCACCGACCCGACAGCAUGGAGUGUGCACCGAGAACCGAUCGAUUUCAGCCUCCGUCUAGAGGAUGUGGUCAAGAUAUCGUGGAACCUCAAGGCGUUGCGGGUCUAUCUGGUGAUGAGCGAUAGACAGAUCUGCUUCGAAGACGACAAGCCGCGUGGGGAUGUCAUGGUUUCGUUCAAGCGCGCCAAUACGAUGCGGAGGUUCAUCAAGUUCUGCCGACAGGAGGAGAUUGAGCUUGUAGAGGAAACUUGGAAGAAAAUGGAGCAUCUUUGGGGAACGAUGCAAUCGGAGCGGCUGCCAGCGGACAUCCUCUACAAACCACACUACACUUCAAUUUUGUUUACAAUACCCAAAACUUACCUCAAUACCGCCAAAAUGUACUCGGCCGAGCUCGUCUAUAUUGCCCCCUACCUCAUGUCUGCUGAGAAACGCCGCGAGGUCAAACGCAUCAACAGCGCCGCCUCGUCGCGCAAGAACUCGGUCGUUGACGCCACGUCCGCAUCCAGCUCCGCCGUGCCUUCCACUGCUCCGUCUCGCGCCGCGUCCCCGGCUCCCAAGAAGGAGAAGAAGAAACACGACCCGUUGCGCUCCGCUGUCAAGAUGAGCCUGAACUCCCGCAUCCUGUAG